This is a messenger RNA of Filobasidium floriforme, 849 nucleotides long. RefSeq lists its product as uncharacterized. The transcript is spliced from 8 exons. Lineage: Eukaryota; Fungi; Basidiomycota; Tremellomycetes; Filobasidiales; Filobasidiaceae. Bases 1 to 849 code for a protein of 282 amino acids. The record is from RefSeq and is a predicted model, not a curated record.
AUGGCAUCGCAUCUUGUUCGCUAUCGAAUUGGAAAUUUGUCACUGCCACAACUUGCGAAUCAUCAACUCUUUGCUAGCAAAGCCGAACAUGGGAUCGACGUCUCUAACAGCAAUCAGAAAUCGCCAGCUGCCCAAACUGGGCAUCGCGAUGCUCAAGUCGUAUGUAUCUUGUGGAACCAUGUUCGAAAAGCAUACCCUUUCGAGAUCCCGACAUGCCUGGACGAGUUGCCCGAAAGCAAUACGGGCCUCGUCUUCGUCCGCAAGCAGACGUCUAGCCAGAGCUUCGACCAUGCUGACGAGGCGUGCCCAUUCCUUCUUCUUGUCUCCAGACACGUCAUCGAACUCUUUCUGCCAAUGUUCUUCCAGUACUGCAUAACGCUCAGAGUUGUAUGGUUCCAGGACUGGUGCGACCUGGCCUGCUUCCGGCUUAGUCUGGUGGGCCUUGAGUUUGUCGUAAGCAGCACAAAGGGCCGUGCUGAUGCCCAGAUCGGUAUGAUCCCCGUUUCUUCUGAUGAUGCCAUCUGCUUCAUUUUCGAUCUGUUGAAGUUGGUGGUACCACUGUUUCCAAGGCACACCGCGCGACUGCAAGAUCAACCCUUUCGUGCGGUUAUCCUCAUAGAGUAUCUGUACCUGCUUGUGUUCAUCGUCGUAUCCCAGGCUCAUGGGUAUAAAUACCGACUGUCUGAUUCGACUUUCAUCUACGGUGGAAUCUACCUAAACGACGGGCCAUACGGUCGCAGCGUCAACGUGGGUGGUUCGUCUAAGUUGAGCACAUUUACGGUACUCUCGAUGAUUGCCAAUGUUGCACGCGAGCCGGGAGCAGGGAGCUCGUUGGGCCAAUCGACGUAG